Salmo salar (Atlantic salmon) is the source of this 7094-nucleotide messenger RNA. RefSeq lists its product as uncharacterized. The record is from RefSeq and is a predicted model, not a curated record. Gene Ontology annotation, cellular component: myosin complex; bicellular tight junction. Gene Ontology annotation, biological process: protein localization to cell-cell junction. Lineage: Eukaryota; Metazoa; Chordata; Actinopteri; Salmoniformes; Salmonidae.
GGGAUGCUGAAUCAUUUUUUUAUGUCGACAUGCUUGAGACUAACGUCACCUAGUCUAAACCUACUGUACACACCACAUUAUGACAAAUUCCAUAUGAAGAAUAACAGUCUAUUCUCUCCCGUGUGCGUCAGGUGUGUCAGAGAACGCCUUCGUCCUCUUGCCCCGGUUCUGCCGGUAACACCCACAAGUCAAACUGAUCCCGAAGCACCGCGACGAUUCCAUUUACUUCUCAACUUGAGCGCGCACGCUGUCACCGUAAACGAAAAGCCUGAAAGAGGUUCAACAAACUUGAGCUCCUGAACUGAGUUGCGUGACGGAGGGCCAGAGAACAGAGGUUGAGAGAACAGAGAGGCUCAAAACGAAGAGGCUUGUACUUGGUUGCUGCGUGCCCAACUGGAGCUGCAGGUGUGUAUAUCAGAGAAAGCAACCCAGGCAGACAGACUGAGGUAACUGGAGCAGGUCCUGCCACUCCCUUACAGGACAUACCGAGAGAGACGCUCUGAGCUACCGACUUGCAGGACUUCUCCUACAGGGUUCACCCACCACAACAUGCAGGGGAAGAGUGAACACGAACACCAAGACAAUAACAUGGAAGCCACUGCCGUUAAAGAGACAAGGAGAGGGUCCAGCCAUAACAACCAUAGCAACCCUAGCAACCCUAGCGCGACUGCAGAGCAAGGCAGAGAUUCAGUCGACAGUAAUGGCCAUACCAGAGGGACGUUGUCCCCCACUGAGGUUCCGUCUCUACGGGGUCUCAGGAAGAGCCAGAACAGCUCAUUGGAGGAGGAAGAGAAUGUCUGGAGAACCAAUAAGAGGACGGUGCUGUCCAGAGGAUCUAGUCUAACCCGCUCUAGGAGUGUCAAGAACCUGAUCCACAAGUUCUCAGAGAACGGCGAACCCUCGUCAGCCAAUGAUAACGGCUCACCAGUUCUGUCAAUAGGCGGAUCCCUGCCUGAAGACUCUAACCGGCCAAUCAGGAUAUCCACAGCCAGAACUGUGGAGGUACUGGCCUAUCAGAACUCCCGGUCCAACCCAAACACAGCCACUCCCAGUAGUACCACAGUACAGACCCAGAGCCCAGUCAGGCUGUCCACAGCCAAGUCCACCUCCCAGUCCAACCCAGCCAUUCAUAGCAGCAGCAGCACCGUAGAGAGCAAGAAACCGGUACCUUCUAUCAAACUAACCCCUCCAUCCAUGGAGUCUCAGCCCGGCCUUAAGGGGGCAAAGACAGGCUCACCACAGCCCAGCAGUCCUUCAGACAGUCAUUCCCAGAAGGGUCAGGGCCAGAGCCAGGCUGGCUCCAUGGCAGGCUCUGGAAUGGGUUCGGAAUCAGACUUUAAUCCCAACAAGAGGCCUGAAAGUCCCCCAUCUGAAGACGAGCCAUCCAAUCCCGUCAAAGUCCACCAGAACCCCAAAUACCAACUGUACCUGAGUGGAGACGUGACGGCGAACGGAUCCAGGGAUACAAAUGGAACGUUUGGUGGAGAGAACGGGAACGGUAUGGAUCCCAAGAACAGUUCCCGUUGGGACAGCGCUAGUUCCAGAUUCGGGACAAACUAUCACGGGUCCCUGGAAUCUCUGGCCUCACGGGACUGGGACACCAUGUCGGACAGGGUGGGAGGUUUUGAGAGUCCACCCAGGGUGUUCAACAGUCCCUACGCUACAGCGGCUUCCACGGAUUACAACUCUGGCAUGUACCGGAUGUCAGAGUAUAAGGAGGUGAUGUCUCCAGCCACAUCAGAGCUGAACCUGUUCAACAGCUACAAUAGCAGGAGUACCAGCCCUGUGCUCUCCUUCACCCGGACUGUGACCGCCCCACGUGCACCAUUCUCAACCUACGACACCAUCAGGAGGAGGGACCACCAGGUGAUGUCAAGCCAACUCCCCAUGCGGCCCCCUGUGUCGUCUGUCGCUAUGCCCAACAGGAGAGACUUCAUCGAGGAGUUGACCAGGCAGCUGGAUGCCUGUCAGAAGAGGAACCAGUUUCUGGAGGCGGAGAGCAUAGAGAUGGACAAGGAGAGGAACCAGAUCAGGUUGGAGAUGAGAAGCCUGUUGGUGAACAACGAGGACCUUCUCAGAACCAACAGUACCCUGCAGAUGGAGAUGAGCAGAAUGAGGAUGAGGAUGGUAGAGCUGGAGAGAGACAACACGGCCAUGACGGAACGCUUCAAAGUUAUGGAGAUGGAGCUGACCGAGGCCAGAGGGCUGAUGGUGGAGGCCAACACUCAGGAAUAUGCCUUCAACUUCCUGCAGCAGUCUCUGAAGAAUAAGAUACAGGAUGCUGAGGAGGCGCUGGAGAAGCAGACCCUCCAUGCCGAGGGUCUGUCCGAUAAGCUGUGGCUUGCUGAGAGACAGUUGGAGGAGCUAGCAGGGGACAAGGAGACACGGGGCAAGAGGACAUCGGAGCUCAGUGACACUAUCUUCAGACUGGAGACUGAGCUAGGGGAGGCCCAACAGAGAGCCACCCAAGCUAUAGCAGAGCUCAGUCUGCACCAGAAGCUACGAGACGGUGACCAGCUGAGGGUAAAGGAGCUGGAAGAGACUAUACUGGAGAAGGGUCUGGAGCUGCAGAGAGCCCAGCAGUCUGUCAGAAGCCUCCAGGGACAGGUGUCAGGUAAGCUGAUAGAUAAGGAGCGUUCCCUGGAGGAGGAGAUCCAGCUGAGAGAGAAAGUCCAGCUGCAGUUGAAGCAGGCAGAGAGGAGCGUAGAGGACCUGACGAUGGCGCUACAGACUGCUGCACAGACCAAGGAGGACCUGGACAAGCAACUCAAACAGGCUCAGGAGAAAGCGAUAGAUCUUGAGAGCGACCUGGAGGAGAUACAGGACAGUGAACAGAGUUGGGCCAGGAAGCACAAGAGAGCCAUCGAGCAGACAGAACAGCUCCAGCUGAAGUUGAUCCAGGAGAAAUAUAUGAACGAGCAGCUGGACAGUGAUAAGAUCAACCUGAUGAGACAGCUGCGUGACCUGCGUGUGGAGAUGGAGGAACUCCAGAACUCCAGAGUCCAGGUGGAUGUCAUCACUAAGACAGAGAUCCGGGCCAGGGAGCUGGAGAACGCUCUCAGAGUGGAGGAGCGGAACAAGGUGGUGAUGAGCAACACCAUCAGUAAACUGGAGAGGAAGAACAACGAACUGUCAGACCAGCUAGAGGAGGAACAUAAGAUCGCUACAGAGCAGAAGGACCUGAUGACCCAGAGGAUGCGCUCCCUGAAGCGUCAGCUGAACGAGGCAGAGGAGGAGUCCAGUCGUAGAGAUGCUCAGUACCGACACACCCAGAGAGAGCUGGCAGAGGAGAGAGAGGCCUCCACCAGACUACAGAGACAGCUGCUGGACCAGCACCUUCAACUCAAGCGUAAGGAGUCCACCGUGCAAAUGAGACAGACUCUGGAGAACCUGCGUCUGGAUCUCAGUGUAGAUGAAGAGGACCAGGCUGAGCCGGUACCAACAUCCUCCAAGGCCUGAAGAAAGACAACAGCACCUUCUCAUACUAGCCUUUUUCCAAUACACCUUUAUUGAUAAAGGUUAGAGUGAUACCCGAAAUACCAUCACGAAUAGACUUGACAAGAAACAACACAUUCUACACGAGCACCAAUACUGUCAUUUAUCGUAGAAUACAGUGCCUACAAGUUAAGUGUUCAAACCUUCUUUAGCCUCUUUCUCUUUACUAUUGAAAUGUAAAGCAUUGUGUCUUUAGUCUUUGUUUUCCAUAAAGCGGUUAUGGUUAUUUACUAAAGGUCCAAUGCGGCUGUUAUUAUCUCAAUAUUAACUCAUUUCUGGGUAACAAUUAUCUUUACUGUGAUUGUUUUCAAUCAAAAUGGUCAAAUAAGAAACAAAAAUGGCUUCUUAGCAAAGAGGAUUUUUUUUUUUUUAAACAAGUUUUUGCUAGGACUGUCUGGGAGUGGGGAGGGGAAAACUGAAAACUAGCUGUUAUUGGCAGAGAGGUUUGGAAACUCUCUUUCUUAUUGGUCUAUUAACUCAUUUGCCGCCUGGUGAUGUCACCAGUUAAGCCAAAACUCAAUCCCACCAAAACAGGCUGAGAUUUCAGGUAGUCUUUUCAAACAGCUCUUAAAGUAAAAAAAAGGCCAUUAUCAUCAUUUUAACAGUUUCCCAGUAUUAUUCCAACCUCAUAGUGUGUAAAUAUAUGUAAAACACAGGAAAAUCAUGUUUUUCUUUGCGGGGGGGAAUCCGCAGAACGUUAAAGGAAGUAGUAGUUGUUUUGUUGUGAUUCUUUUGAAUCAAAUCAAACUUUAUUUAUACAGCAGAAGAUAUUACGUAUAUCAAAAAUGGUAUUGAAUCAAGCUAGCUUUCCCUGUACACUCAAGUCACGUGUUUUAGUGAAGAAAAGGGCUAAUAAUCAAUAAAUAAUCAUUAUAUGAUCAUAUAGGACUUUGGGUUAAAGUAGUUUGGAGGAUUUUGGACAAUAUUUCCUACAAAAAUACCAAAGCAAUCUGUUGCAUUACCGUGUUAACGUUAUUAUAAAUAUUAUACUUACCUGCUACACUUUACAUUUUGAUUUAUUUUAUAUACAGUAUAUGAAAAAGCUUUUAUUUUACACCCACUGAGCAGAAUGUGGAAGUGUCUUCCAUUUGCAAUGCUUGAAGGACAGACAGACUGUGUCUUGAAUGAUUGGACUACAAUACAAGUCUAUGUGAGCAUGAACAGUAUGUUCCACAAUGGACUGUUUACAAAUGAUAAAAUGUUAUUUUUUUUGUCACAUACACCGGAUAGGCACAGUGAAAUGUCUUGUUUUACAGAGUCAUCCAUUGUAGUACGGCACCCCUGGGGCAAACUAGGGUUAAGUGGCAAAAUCACAGAUUUUUCACCUUGUUGGCUCGGAUAUUCGAACGAGCGAUUUUUCUGUUACUGGCCCGACGCUCUAACUGCUAGACUACCUGCCGCCCUAUUUACAAUUUAUAGUUCUCAUUUCUCAUUUUGUAUUUAUUAUUACCUUUUUCUAUUAUUUCUCUAUUUUCUUUCUCUCUGCAUUGUUGGGAAGGACCCGUAAGUAGGGCAUUUCACUGUUAGUCUACACCUGUUUAUGAAGCAUGUGACAAAUAACAUGUUAUUAUGAUUUGAUUAAAACAAAAAAACAGCAGCAACAACCAGAGGUGUGGACUCAAGUCACAUGACUUCCUACUCGACUUUGACUUUAACACCAAUGACUCGUGACUUAACUUGGACUUGAGCCUUUUGACUCGACCUGACUUGAUACCCUCCCCAAGCCUAAAUAUUAAAAAUGAUGCCUUUAAAAAAAAAAAGUGCGCAGCGCAUCAACUCUUCAUUUAACGGAUUACAGUUUGAAUCGGACAGCAGCCAAUCAAAUUGUUUGCCGGCUGAGAAAAAGUGGCGCGUGGCAGUGCAGAAGAACGUCGGCGGGUGAAUUCAGAUGGAGCCCUUGGAAAGAUGUUACCAAAAAUUAUAUAAAGAUUACGCUGUAGUCAACAAAAAACAGAUUGCAACUUGCAAAACAUGUUGGAAGAAAAUUACAGACGGAGGCGCAACAACUUCCAACUUUGUUCGACAUUUGAAGCUGCACAAAGAACGGUAAAUCGUGGCUAAUAUAGCCGACAGCUAUAUAUAACUUGCUAUAUAUAACUGGUGUAGCAUGUAAGCUAACGUAACGUUAAAUCAAUGAGCCUCCACAAAGUCAGUCAGUGCAGGAACGUGAUCAUUGCACCCAGAUUGAGCUACAACUGGCCAGGCAGCUGGUAGCCUAAACCCUGCCUGAUGUUACUGCUGUUCCUGAAACCAUUGACAUACGUUAGUCUACUGUAACCACACACAGAUAGGGUGUGUGUGUGUGUUAAGGUCAGGCGAUUGUGUAACAGCCUACAUCGCCUGAUUGCGCCCCAUAGCGAUCCUCGAUAGUCGAUUGCUAUGGGGGAGGGUGGGUCUUUCUCAUGGAUACCCAUGUAUUUCCAUGGAAAUAGAAAGUUUAUUUGGAAAGUAAUAAAUAUAUAUAUUUGUAAAAUAAUUCAUGAUUUGUGUAAAUGUAAAUGUAAUAUACUAACUAUUACUCUUGUUAAAAAUAUGAAAUGGUAUUACAUUUGGUGAAGAGCACAUUAUGAGUUGUUUAGGACUCGAAACUCAAAGUUUAGGACUUGGGACUUGACUUGAGACUUGACUCGGACUUGCCUGUCUUGACUUGGGACUUCAGUGCUAAGACUUGAGACUUACUUGUGACUUGUAAAACAAUGACUUGAUCCCACCUCUGGCAACAACACUUGUUGCUCAAACCCUGAGAGAGAGGACCAAGACAAACCCUGAGAGAGAGGACCAAGUCAAACCCUGAGCAGAAGCUCUGAGAGAGAGAGGACCAAGACAAACCCUGAGCAGAAACUCAGAGAGAGAGUGUAAGGACCAAGACAGACUGUUCAAGAGAGGGAUUAUUUUAUUCUCAGGACAGGGGAGUCUAAAGGGAAUCUAUUCUAUACGAUGUGUGUAUGGUGAAUAGCUGCUGGAGAUUCAUCUAACCAUGGAGCUGAUGUGCUGUUUUGUAGUACAGUAUAGAACAUGGAGACUGUACUACAGUACCCAUAAUGCCCUGUGUACAACCAUUAGUACCAUAUCUAGAGUCCAGUCAGUGUCUAGGCCUAUUGCCCGCUGUUGUUGAUGUUAUCUUCACCUGUAAGUCAAAGAUGCUCAUGCAAUACAGGAAAGAUGUAAUCAGUUACAGGAACUGCUCAUAGUAUGCACUCAGGCUCCACAUAAACAGGAGGUAGGAAGCAGCAGUGAUCUCAUGUUUUUUGAGAAUUGAGAAUGUGAUAUCCUAUUUUAUGGUUUUACGUUUGUAUAAAUAGCUGUUUUAUCUGAUGCAGUUAGAUAAACUCUAACCCUUUAGAUAAACCUAUUUCACAAAAUGUUCCUUUCCCUUUCUCCACAUGCUGGCAAGACCAAAAAGGGAUUCAGAGAGGUUCCGGGCCCUUGAGACCCUGUUUUGCAAUAGACUUCUGUAUAUCUUUAUAAAAUGCCAUUUAUUAUGUAUUUUUGUAACAGCGUUUAUAUGCUUAAGGUGCCGUUGGGUAUUUAUUCUACUUUACAGGUGUUUUAUCUUCCUAAAAUGAUGAAUAUUAAUAUUAAAUAAUUUUUCAAAAGAA